UCCCACUUGGUUAGGCUCGCCGUCGGACGCCGUCCACCGUUGUUUGGCCUGCGUGGUUGCUGUCUAGCAGGAAGUCAUUGGCGCCCAAAAAAUUCUCCCUCUCGUCUGUUCCUUUUUUGUGUUUUUCUCUUCAAUUAUCUUGGAAGAUUCUCGAAGCUCAAUUAAAUCGGCAUGGGUAGAAGUUACAAUAGUGAAUCCAGUGAAGAGCAUGUGAAGGAUGAGAGAGAUAGAUAUCGAUAUCAUAGUAGACAUAGACGGGAUAGGACCUAUGAUCGUGAAAGUGGUCAUAGACACCAUCGCACCAAGGACAGACAUAAAAGCAAAGAUCGCCAUGGGCAUCAUGAUUCAGAGGAUGAAAUUGACAGGAAAUCAGAAAGAGAUAGAGAUAGGAAGAACAGAAUCACUAAGGGCAGUGACAGGGAGAAGCACCGUAGGGAUAAGUAUGAGAGCAAGCAACAAGAAGAUAAUAGGAUGAAAGAGGAUGGACAUGGAAGGUUAGAUGGGGAUUCAAAACCUCAAAGACAAUCAACAACUCAGGAAGGGGAUCUCAAUGGCGAUAGAUCUAAUUUGGGUAGAAGUGGAGGAGUUUACAUCCCUCCUUUUAAGUUGGCUCGCAUGAUGAAAGAAGUUCAAGACAAAAGCAGUGUUGAAUAUCAGCGGUUAACAUGGGAUGCUCUUAGAAAGAGUAUUAAUGGACUUGUGAACAAGGUUAAUGCUGCUAAUAUAAAAAAUAUAAUUCCGGAACUAUUUUCAGAGAAUUUAAUAAGAGGGAGAGGCUUGUUUUGCCGCUCAUGUAUGAAGUCUCAAAUGGCUUCUCCGGGUUUUACGGAUGUUUUUGCUGCAUUGGUUGCUGUUGUGAACACCAAAUUUCCUGAGGUGGGUGAUCUUUUGCUGAGAAGAAUUGUUUUGCAGCUUAAGAGAGCUUAUAAGCGAAAUGACAAGCCUCAAUUACUAGCUGCAGUCAAGUUUAUCGCGCAUCUGGUAAACCAGCAAGUGGCUCAUGAGAUUGUUGCUCUAGAGUUACUUACAGUUUUACUAGAGAAGCCUACUGACGACAGUGUUGAAGUAGCUGUUGGUUUUGUAACAGAGUGUGGGUCAAAAUUGCAGGAUGUCUCGCCUAGAGGCCUUCAUGGCAUCUUUGAGCGUUUUCGCGGAAUUCUUCAUGAAGGAGAGAUUGACAAACGUGUUCAGUUCUUAAUUGAAGGCCUAUUUGCAAUUCGAAAGGCUCAGUUUCAGGGCUAUCCAGCUAUCCGUCCUGAAUUAGACCUUGUGGAGGAGGAAGACCAGUUAACGCAUGAAGUCUCCUUGGAUGAGGAAAUAGAUCCCGAGACUUCUCUUGAUAUAUUCAAGCCAGAUCCAAAUUUCCCGGAGAACGAGAAGCGUUAUGAAGAGUUGAAGAAAACAAUACUGGGUGAGGAAUCCGAGGACGAAGAAGGCUCUAAUGCAGAGUCAGAUGAUGAUGAAGAUGAUGAUGAAGAAGAAGAUGAUGAUGAAGAAGAAGAGGAGCAGAUGAAAAUAAGAGAUGAGACAGAGACAAACCUUAUCAAUCUUAGAAGAACAAUAUACUUAACAAUUAUGUCCAGUGUAGAUUUUGAGGAAGCUGGUCAUAAGCUUUUGAAAAUCAAGCUAGAGCCCGGUCAGGAGAUGGAACUGUGCAUUAUGCUUUUGGAAUGUUGCAGCCAAGAGAGAACUUACCUUCGGUAUUAUGGUCUUCUUGGGCAGCGAUUCUGCAUGAUCAACAAAGUCUACCAAGAAAAUUUUGACAAGUGUUUCGUUCAACAAUAUUCAAUGAUCCACCGCCUGGAAACAAAUAAAUUGCGCAAUGUGGCAAAGUUUUUUGCUCAUUUACUGGGGACUGACGCGUUACCCUGGCACGUUUUAUCAUAUAUACGGUUAACUGAAGACGACACCACUUCUUCUUCCCGUAUAUUCAUUAAGAUUCUCUUCCAGGAAUUGUCCGAACAUCUUGGCAUCCGGCUUCUAAAUGAGCGGCUGAAUGAUCCAACAGUGCAAGAAAAUUUUGAAUCCAUAUUUCCAAGAGAUAAUCCGAAAAACACAAGGUUUGCCAUUAACUUCUUCACAUCCAUUGGGCUUGGUGGCCUUACUGAGAACCUGCGAGAGUAUUUGAAGAACAUGCCUCGACUUAUCAUGCAACAGCAGAAACCAGUCUCUGAUUCAGAGUCAGACGAUGAGUCUGGGAGUUCUGAUUCAGAUUCGGGAUCCGCUAGUUCUGAGUCCAAGUCCGAGUCCGAGUCGCUCGUCCAUUCUGAUGAGAGCGACAAGAGGCGAAGAAAGAGGAGGAGAAGGUGAAGUGGCUAUGUGCUGGUAAGGGGGUGCAGGGCAUAGGUUUAGCCGUGAGUCCCGUGUAUUACACGGUUACGAGUGGUGCAACUUGUUGUAGAUUUUUAAUGUUAAAUAUUGUGUCUCCAAAUGUACCCCGCUAAUUUUGUUCGUCAUUUGUUUUAUGAAAAUUCAAUUGAAUGAUACUACUUUUAUCCUAUUUAUGAGUUAGUUGUAGAGAGAAAGUUUGCUCCUAAAUAUAA
Molecule: messenger RNA, 2543 nt
Organism: Neltuma alba
Lineage: Eukaryota; Viridiplantae; Streptophyta; Magnoliopsida; Fabales; Fabaceae
Product: pre-mRNA-splicing factor CWC22 homolog
Biological process (GO): mRNA splicing, via spliceosome
Cellular component (GO): catalytic step 2 spliceosome
Molecular function (GO): protein binding; RNA binding
Source: RefSeq, a predicted model, not a curated record